AUGAGCAGUUAAAGUUCUUCUAGAAAUUCUGCAGUCAAAGCAACAUUAAAAGUUUAUUCUGAAAUGAGAGAAGAUGAAAGUUGUAAAUUAGCAAUGAGAUUUACACAAUUAAAAAUAGUUCUAGCAACUCAUAAAUUAGUGGGAUUCUGUUAUAAAAUUAAAUCAGUAAGAUUACAGCAUUAUUUUGAUGUUUUAUUAUUAACAAAGACAUCAAAUAUACAAUCUGUACCAAUUUUAUAAAAGCCUUAAUAAGUGUAAAUUUAAUAUUUGACACCUCCCACAAAAAAGAAAAGUGUAAAAUUUUAACCAAAAUAUUCAAUUGCACCCUUCUUGUUAUUAUAAUCAAUAAUUAAAUAACAUCUUCAUAAAAACUUCAAUAUAUUACAAUAUAAUCAAAAUAACAAAAAUAAGCAAAUCUCCUUUAAUAACAUUAUAUUGCAAUUAUUUAGAAAGAAAUAAACUUAGAACUUCGGAAUUCUAAAAACAAGACUUUUAUAAUCAAAGACGUUUAGACGAAUUAGUUUAAUAAUUAAUCAAAAAAUAAAAUCAAUAUAAUUAGAAGUUUUAUUAACGAUUUCCUAAAAUAUAAAUAAUAUUAAUCAUCAUUCUUAAUAAGUAAGUUUAUUAGAUUCGGAAUUCUCAUAAUAAUAAUAAAUAAUAUAAGAAAAUGAUAAUGAUAUACAUGAACAUGAAAUAAAUAAUUAAAUGAUGAGUGCAAAAGAAUAAUUAGCCAUGAAAUUUGCUAGUACGUCAUUAUUAAUAGGAAUUUUAAGUUAAGUGAUGAUAAAAGCAUAAUUUGCAUUUUUAUUACAUUUAAGAUAAGGAAACAAUUAAAAAUAAGAUAUAAGAGAAAUUAAAUCAAUUGAUAUAAGUGAAAAUUUAGAUUAAUCUUAAAUUGAAGAAGAAAAAAUAAAACCAAAAAUAAUUGCUGCAAAUCAAAUUAAUCAUUUCUUAAUUUAAAAGCUUAAAUAAUAUUUUGAUUAGAUUAAUGAAUGUCCAUCUAGAAGUGCUAGUCCAUUUAGAAGUUCUAGUCCAACUAGAAGUGCUAGACCAUCUAUUAAAUUCUUUCAAGGAGAAAAGAAAUCUAGAUCUUAAAAUUUAAAUUUAAAAUUGUUAUUAGUUGGUUAGAAGAUGUUUAAGGAAGAUGAUCCUUAAUAAAAGAGUACAGAUAUUACUGCUAAUGAAAAAAAAAGUUCAUUUAAUGUAUUACCUGGAGUUCGUUAUGUAACAUAAUAUUCUGAUAUUUCAAAAAAUGCCAUAUCUGAUGUAAUAAUUAAAAAACAUUAUUUAGAGUGAAGCAACUGAAUAAUCAAUUAUUACUGAUUCUAUUAACACAUAAUAAAGUAUAAGGACUUCCAUUCUAAUGAAAAAAUAAACUAAUUAACAAAAUAAACAAAAUGAUAAAAAAGAAACACUUAAUUCUGCAAUAUAAUAAUAUUGUAUAUAUCUAUGUAUAAUUUAUUAUAGUGAUUCCAAUUAAAAGUUAAAAAAAUUCCCCUGAAAGAGUUUCUAAAAAAACAAUUGAAAAACAAAAUAAGAGUCAAUUCUCUAAAAUUACAUUUUUGUACUGUUUCCCUAUUAUUAUUAUCAUCUUAAUAAUAAUUUUAAUGAAAUGA
Paramecium primaurelia is the source of this 1616-nucleotide messenger RNA. Lineage: Eukaryota; Ciliophora; Oligohymenophorea; Peniculida; Parameciidae. The record is from the annotation of a GenBank genome assembly.